AUGGUAUACGGUAAGGCUUGUCACCUCCCCGUCGAGCUUGAGCAUAAGGCAUAUUGGGCAAUACAAUUCCUCAACUUUGAUACCAAGGAAGCUGGUCAAAAGCGACUGCUUCAAUUGAACAUGAUGGAUGAAAUGAGGCUCCAUGCCUAUGAAAAUGCCAAAAUAUAUAAAGAACUCACAAAAAAGUGGCAUGAUAAGCGUAUCAUUCUACGGAAUCUAAGGGUAGGCCAACAGGUUUUACUCUAUAACUCUAGACUCCGCCUCUUUCUAGGAAAAUUACGCUCAAGGUGGUCCGGCCCAUUCACGAUUAAAGAAAUUUUUCCGCAUGGAGAAAUUGAGAUUAGGGACGGUGACCGAAGUUUCAAGGUUAAUGCUCACCGUCUAAAAGUUUACCAAGGUGGAAAUUUUGAUCCCGUUAAAACCGCCAUCAGUCUUGAUUAA
Jatropha curcas is the source of this 441-nucleotide messenger RNA. The record is from RefSeq and is a predicted model, not a curated record. Lineage: Eukaryota; Viridiplantae; Streptophyta; Magnoliopsida; Malpighiales; Euphorbiaceae.